Molecule: messenger RNA, 8485 nt
Organism: Ciona intestinalis (vase tunicate)
Lineage: Eukaryota; Metazoa; Chordata; Ascidiacea; Phlebobranchia; Cionidae
Source: RefSeq, a predicted model, not a curated record
AUGAAAGUGAAGAUGAUAGGAAAGUGGAAAAGAGAUUGAUUUUAUAAUUUACUUUAACGUAUAAGGGUAAACCAGGAGUAGCUUAGACCGACAAAUAGCGACAAAUUUUAGCCAAGGAUCUGCUGUAGUGCUAUGUAAUGUAAUUCGAUAUUCCAUCAAAAAAAAAUGUUUUGAUUUUGUUGCUACUUGUUACACAGUUAUUAAAAUAUUCUGUUCUGUCUUUGUGGAUUUACUUACCUGAUAUCAAAGUGAAAUAACAUAACAUGGACAUAUUUAUGUGGAUUUACCUCAAGCUGUUCUGAAGAAAGUUUAAACAGAAGACUUUCAGCAAAAGUUAUGUGUGUGAAAAAUUCUCUUAGAAUGAGCUGCGUUGACGUCACAUGAUAUAAAAGGAGGAAUAAAUUAAAACUCGUAAAAAUGCUUCGAAGUGCCUCCACGGCGGGUCCUAAAAGCCCAGACAUUGAUAUAGGUGUUCUAAACGACUCAAUUUUGGAAACAAUUCGAAGGAUUCGUGCCCAGAAACAAAGACCUUCUCUUGAGCGAAUAUCAAAAUGGGUGAUGAAUCGGACCCCCGCAAAAGGUUGCACAUACGCUGAAGUUAUUAAUCAGCUUGAAGAACUGUCUUCAACUGGAAAAGUUUUGAAGGUUUUUAACCAAGGUGAAUAUUCCUACCGUGACCCUGAAACUAUGACACCAAGAGCUUGUGGUCGUGCUCCUAAAUCUUUAACAAAAGUCGGUACUACUCCUAAAUAUGGGCGGGUAACCACCCCGAAAAGUCCCAUUGGUUCACCAUCAUCACCCAAAAUAGCAACACCUGAAAUUACUCUCAUUCCCCAAGAUCAACUAAGAAGACAUAAAACUAUACAAGUUUCCGACUACAUUAAACUUGUACAAAUCGUUUUGGAUGGUUUGCAACAACCUGAGGGAGCUUCAAUUAAAGACAUGGAGAAAUACCUUGAGACAACUUACUACAUACAGGGAAUCUCUCCUCUUGAGUUUAGUCGUCAUUUGAGGUUAGCAUGCAAACGCGGAUUACAUGCGGGUCGUCUCAUCAAGGAUGGUUUGCUCUUCCGAUUAUCUCCCAGUGCCCCAUACAACAAUAACAAUAACGUGCAGGCAUUGCAGUCUUCUCCCACUAUCCUACAAGAAGAAAACAAUGAUUUGCCGAGGGCGACACCAAUGCCGAUAUGUAGCUACUGUUAUGGAACUGCUGAGUGCAACAAGACUGGCAAGCAAGAGGAAUUACUUUCUUGUGCAGAUUGUGGAAGCAGUGGACACCCAAUAUGUAUGAAGCUCUCCAGUGACCUUGUGCCAAAAAUUCGUGGUUCACGUUGGCAAUGUAUUGAAUGCAAGAGUUGCAGGGUGUGUGGCUCCAAAGGAAAUGCAGACAACCUGCUUUUCUGCGAUUCUUGUGACAGAGGAUUCCACAUGGAGUGUUGCAACCCACCUUUGCUUAAAAUGCCAAAAGGAUCAUUCAUAUGUGAACUGUGCAAUGAAAACUCAACUUCAAGUUCUGUAUCAAAAAUUCCACUUUCAAAAUGCCGACGGACACCGGCAGCGCAAAGGAGGCUUAUUUCCAGUGAUAGUUCAACUGGACCAAUGGCUCAAUCCUUAGGUUCUUCCCCACCAAGUACAACUUGUGAAGUUUUUGGAGACAACGGGAAACAUUUCUUACAAGUUCCUUUCCAUAAGAAACCUAAAGGUCUGAUAGAUGGAAUGACAAGGUUCUUUACCCCAUCAGUAGGUCGACGUAAAACAAUGACAUCGCAAGCACGGACCACACAACUCAUGAUCAUACACAACACAAGCAGUGAUAACAACUCUAGUUCAAAAGAAGAAGACAUUUUAUCAAAAAAUUCAAGCAAUGAGAAAUCAUGCAAAGCAAACAUCACAGAACUUGAUGAAUCCAUGUUUUUCAAAGCAAGAGAGGAAUCUUUUCAGCGCACUGGUAUGGUAGAAGGGGAAACCCCCGAUCCGUCAACCACUAGGUGUCCUGCUGCGAUCGAGUUCGGAAAAUAUUCAAUUGAAACUUGGUAUUCGUCACCUUACCCACAAGAAUAUGCUAGGUUACCAAAGCUGUUCCUGUGCGAGUUUUGUUUAAAAUACAUGAAAUCCCACACCAUACUUCAGCGACACGCUCGUAAAUGUCCGUGGUUCCACCCACCUGCCAAUGAGAUUUAUCGCUCAAAUAAUUUGUCAAUCUUUGAGGUGGAUGGGAAUGUCAGUAAGAUCUAUUGUCAAAACCUUUGCCUGCUUGCCAAGUUGUUUCUUGACCACAAGACAUUAUAUUACGAUGUGGAACCUUUUUCAUUCUACUGCCUAACCAUUAAUGAUUCAAAGGGCUGUCAUUUGGUUGGUUACUUUUCAAAGGAAAAGCAUUGUCAGCAGAAGUAUAACGUGUCUUGUAUAAUGACCAUGCCACAAUACCAACGGCAGGGCUAUGGGAGGUUCCUUAUUGAUUUCAGUUAUUUGCUUUCUCGCAAAGAAGGUCAAGCCGGUUCACCGGAGAAACCACUGUCUGAUCUGGGUGAGGUUUCUUACAAUGCCUACUGGAGGUCAACAUUACUCGACUAUUUCUCAAAACAACUCAAUGAAAAAAAUAUUUCUCUUCGAGACAUCAGCAAGAGCACAGGUAUAUGUCCGCAUGACAUUGCGAUGGUGUUGCAAAAGUUGGGUAUGAUCAGUGUAACACCGGGUGGCGCUAGUGAGGAAGAAGUUGUUGAUGCAAUCAAAUUCAAUCUGAAAAGACGGAGAAAGAUGGUGAUGGAAUAUAUCAAGAAGAAGCAACAGAGGGAUAACGAUUCAACGAGACCCCCAAGACCCACAGUUGAUUCGGACUGCCUUCGUUGGACCCCUCUUAUUUCAAGUAAUAGCUGGGGCUCGGAUGAGUCAGUUCUGAAGUCGCCUUCUACAACUCCAGAAAAGAUCAGGCCAUCAACCGAGCAAAAAACAUCGAUUAACGGAACAUCUCAUGUGGCUGAGGAGCAUAUUGAAGCUACGGAGGAUGCUAAUGUAGAUCCUGAAGCACAAGAAGAUGCUGAGGAAGAUGGAGAACAACAUCCUCAUCAGGAAAACAAUACAACAGAGAAUGUAGCAAAUGAUGUAGACUUAUGUGAGAGCAUUGAUUAUUUUGAAGAUAAAAAUGAACCCGUUGAACAACAUGAUGAUAAAAUGAGUGAUACAAGUUCUUCUAACGAGAAAUCUGGGGCGAAGCGUCGUGGCAGACCUCGGAAAUCAUUUCCUUCCGAUUCAGUGUUCCCGCUCACCAAAGAUGUGUCUGUGACAUCACAAUGCGAUGCAACAUCAUUAAGCUCUUCUUUCUCUCCCCUCCGGAAGAGAAGAAAGAGGAAAGUUAAGGGAUAUCCGUGGGGUAGGAUUAAGUCAAGAAAAAAGAAAAAGAAAAUUUCUGAAAAAUCUUCCGAGAAGACACAAAGUGAUGCAGAGCCAUCAGCUACAGGGAGUGGAUGGAGGUUGGGAGGUCCUCAUCUAUCCUCCGAGUCGGAGACUGAAAUUAAUGAUGCAGAUGAACGAGAAUCUGAGGCAAACUCGGCACGAGCUGCUUCUCAUGAUGAUACGUUGAGUUUCGAAACCACAAGUGCUUCUGGUGCAAGCAAAGAUACGGAAAGUGACGACGAAACAUUUGUUCCCAUUGUGGCAAAAGGUCGGAUUCUGCCGAGGAAAAAAGGCCGUCGACGAAAAUCUAAAGGCUACCAGUGGGGGGCAAUAAGGAGGAAGAUUAAAAAACCUGUCUGCCAGAAAUUAGGCAACGGAUCUCCGGUCAAGUCUCCAAAGCGUCCUGGUAGGCCGCGUAAAAUGCUGCUGUCACCUAAAGAGAGAGAGAAUACACCACCCCAGCCAUCUAAGUCACCAACACCUGCUUCUCCAGUUAAAUCCACCAAACAAACUACCAUGGAUAGAUUUUUUCGGCGGAAAUGUGAACCGAAAGUAGCUGAAGGUAAAGAAUCCCUGAAACAGCUUAACUGCAAUGGAAACAACGUGAAGCAGCAAGAUUCUGAAACCAAGUCCACAAACUUAUACGAUGCAUUAAAAGAUUCUACCCAUGUGGUUGUAGCAAGCGUGACAGUCUCACCAGCCAAAAGACUCCGUAGUCCUUCAUUUUCACAACCAACGUUAAGUUCAUUGAAACAGCAAGAAUAUGAGUCACCGGAGCCAAAACGAAGACGACGCAGCGCAAUUGCCGGCGAAAAUUUUGUAGCAAGCUGUAUUCUGUCUUCUCGCUCUCCCCGACGUCCACAUGAGAGGUCCUCCAAAGAUAACUCGAGUUCUGAUGAAGAUGCAGGACCUCAAGAAGAAGAGUCCAAAUGUACUGACACCCAGUUAAACCAGGGCUUUCCUGUUCUGGGUGAGAAUAAAGUGUUAAACAGAACUUUUUUAGGAUUAUGCCCCCAGGACCAAAGUAACAGUCUACUCAACCCACUAAACAAAUCUGAAAACCAGGUUUCGACCGUCGCAUUCGCUAAGCCAUGGAUCUCCACGUUGAGCUCAGGCACAGCAAACACGGCGCAGUCUCAACGCAGCUCGUUCUCUCUUCCCAAUGAGGGAGGAUUCAACAUGAUGUCUUUUCGUUCCGCUAACAUCCAGCACCAACAGAAGAAAUCCUCCGGUUCUAAAGUGACACUUCGUCCUUCGUCACUGACCGUGUACCGUGACAUGACCCGGAGCAACUUGGAUGAAGAUAAUGAUCCAAGUUCAUCAUCUUCUUCCGAUGCUGACUCAUCAUGUUCAUCAUCUGCUGAGUCAUCGUCAUCCGAUGUUGAAGCGGAUUUUGUCGCCACGGAGAAUUUCGAUCUGCAGUGGCGAGGUCAGGAGAAAGCGAAGAAACUUUCGAAACGAAAAUCAAACACACAAAAAUGUCACAAACUUAAAUCACAUCAAUUACUUGACUCAAAUUCUACAGAUGACGUUGCAACAAGUGAUCAGGUGAAGGAAAAAGACACCACAGAAAUGAAAGACUAUGGCCUGGGGGCAACAAAUAGGGGGGGAGGGGAAGAAAAAAAGGUUGGGAUGGUGAAGCGGGGUAGGGGGAGGCCCAGAAAGAACCCUGUUGCACCACUCAACCCUGAAAAAUUGGCUGAAAAGCCAAAGCUGAAGAAGAGAGGGAGAAAACCAAAACAGGAGAAAGAUCUUCCGUCGAAAGGUGGAAUCAAGUUGACGGUGAUGAGGACGGAAGACGGGUAUCAUACGACCAAUUCUGUCUCUGGGAGCUCCUCUGAAAAGAUCACGGAAGGUCCUCAAAUAGAUGAGGAUGACCUUGUGGACCUAAAAGAAGUGAAAGAGAUUGAAGAGGAGCAGAGGAUAAAAGAUGAAUCUGAACCGGAUGGUUUAGUAAAGAAGAUGGGAUCUCCGGGGCAAGAUGACUCGAAAUCUUGGUGUGAUUACGAAUCCACCGGUGGCAGUGCAGGGUCAGACAGCGAGGUGACAACAGAAAAGGAAGAGAAAUUACUCAAGCGAAACGGAGACCCAACGUUACCUAAAUGGGAUCCCAACUCAACAAAAGGUAACCCUGAUUCCUGGGAUAUAAACCCGGAGUCACCUGCCAAGGAAUCCUCAUUCAGUGACUCCCAACCAACCUCAAUAGCUGAUGUUAUUGAUGAAAGUAGUCUUGGCACAGUUUUCCCAGCUGUUGAUGAAAUUCGUCCUUCCUCUGCACUUGCUGCUGAGAUUGCCAUGAGAGCGGAAAAUGAACAAAAAGCAGCGACUGGCUUUAUUGAAGCAACUAACGAUAAUAUGGUGGAUAACGAUGCACUACCAGAUGUUAAAAAUGAUAGAAUCAUUCCUUUUCAAAUGGAUCGCAACAUAUCGACUACCAAGGAAGAACAACGAGAAAUAUCAGCAGCUGUUGCUUCAAUUAUUCCAGAUAAUCAAGAUUCACCAAUCGAUCUGGAAUAUAGCGAGGUUUUGGAAAACUAUGAACAAUCUUCCACUGAUGUUGGGAAUGAAGGGGAGACUAAGAUUGAAGAAGAAGAGGAAGAGAGUGAAGUAGUCAUGGAAAAUAAGGAAAAUGAAUCUUCCAGCUCUGAUAUAACUCUUAACACAACAUUAGUUGCCGAUAUAGGUGAAGAUUUAAAUCAAAAUGUUCCGUCAAGUUUUCCCCAAGAUUCAAACAUUACAUCAUCCAUACCAACUAAUUUCACUGACUGCAAUUUCUCAAAAAAAUCUUUAGAAACUUUUGAUAUCCAAUCAAAUACAAGUAAACAACUCACUACGGAAGGGCAGUCCUACACAGACAUUGAGCAAGAUAUUAACUCAAACUCCCAGUACAAGACCUGUAACAAUACAGAUGUGUCAACACCAUUACUCCAGCAAUGUCGGUACAACCAGGAAUAUAACGCACCAAUUUCUGCACAUGAUACAACAACAUUCCAAUCCACAAAUACAGGAACACAGUUUCAGAGCAACAGUUCGUACACAAACUCGUACCCACAACAGCAGAUGUACCACGACAACAUGCAGUAUCAGAAUAGUUACACCAACAAUAGAGUGGCAAUAUAUGAUACAUCAUGUACAUUGAAUAAGGGGGCAAGGCAAGAACAACCAAUGCAGAUGGAUCAGCCACACAUGGUGGGUCAAACGCAAAAGGGAAAUUACCAGGGUGUGAUUCCCUGUCCCUCCACCCGUCUUGAGUACACCCAUACUGGCGUAGACGUGGGGCAGAUGCCAGCCCCUUGUCCCCCCGGUGCGGUCCAGGGACCAAGCAACCACACACAUGGACACGUUUUCCCUAAUGGUGCCGCUGGUGCAGACUUUGGCUCGUCGAGUGGAUAUGAGACUCUCAGCAAUAAUAGCUGUAGCCCAUAUACGUCACCAGACAGCAUACCAAGUAUCAACCCUAGCAGUUGCGACCACUCGGGACAGUCUAUGGUUCCAAACCAGCACCCUGACCCAACGUACUCAUCCCCGCAGUCCAGCGUUUCCGUGGUUGGUAUGGGACAAAGUACGACUGCUGCACCACCAAUUAUAUACUCGGCACCAAGCAACGACUCAGGUCACGGUAGCGAGUACCUCGCAUCUCCCACCAACCACGGUUUAUUAUCAUGCCAAGGAACUCCACCGAAGCCACCCAGCGGUACAGUACUUAGCCCGGAUCCGUAUUACGUGAACAAGAAGCAAUCAACUUCACCGAAUCGUCCCAGCUGCGCAGUGACGAGCAGCGCAGGUUUCGCGCAUGUCAACCAGCGGAUGUCGCCAUGCGCACAACCCGCAUGUAACAGUUACGACGAAUCACGAACACAAGAUCGCACGAAAGAUCUAACCAGGGCAAACAGUCUCUUAGAGCUGCAGAAACUGACACAUAAGGUAUCUUGCCAACCCAACAAGACACCAACGUACCCGACCGGCUCCCCGGCGUUUCAGAAACCAGACAAUUAUGAUUUAAAUCAAAAAAUGCCGCAAUACUCUACCGGUGACCGACCCGCCAGCGUACAGUCUGUGCCGGGUGAAAUGUGCCAGCCGCAUACCACAGUUACAACUCCUUCACAUCCUGCAGAUAACUCAACCACACAAGCGACUUACCACGGGCAUAGGCCUGAACAAAAGCAGCAUGGGAGUUACAAAAACGAAGCAUCAUACCACCCGGGUUACAGAGCAGGUCCUGAACACGUACCCGGUCACCCGUGGCCGCCGCACUCACAAAUUUGGCCGCGACAGCCAGGCGGAUACGGCCCAUUCACCCACCAUGCUCCCACUUACGAGCAGUGGCACGGGGGCUUCGGGGGUUACCCUAGCUACCCUUCACAAGGCGCUUCAUGUCAGUUUGAGUCCCAGUAUCGUCUCAACCCUAACCCGACGAACGAUCUAGCGGCCGGGUCGUCGGGUAGUUACCACACUUCGAACAAAUUGACCCCGAACCCUUUACUGGUUCCGCGCUUACCGGGCCAGCCCUACCCACGAGAACCAGAGUCCUAUCAACGACCUCCAGUCGGUUACGACCCGCUGGCCUCACGAAAUGGGGUUUUUAAUCCCAAUGACACUUCUAACCGACGUAUAGGCUAUCAUAACCAACCUUACAAUGCCUAUCCUCAAAACCCUGGAACCUACUAUAACCCGUACAUGUACGGGUAAAGUUCCAGCACGUUGGUUUAUUUUCUUACUACAUACUCCCUAUUUCAAGCGUGCUUAGUCGUUGUGACAACAUUUUUUCUACUAAACCUGAAAAAUAUGCUCCAAAUUUUCUCGUACAAAAACCAACCCCGUAUUAACUCCUUUUACCCAGAUUUAUAAGUGCGCUGUACAAGGUGUGUUUUUGCUCGUUGUUUACGCUUUUGCUUUUUUUAAUCGAUCGAAAAAGGUCACGUCUUUUGGGGCCACCAACAUAGCAUUUUACAAUUUAGCACCGACUUUUGUCGCUUUUUUUGCACGUCUGGUUGCAGUUGCAUCCUUCCCACGUUGAAACGCUGUUUGUUAAUGACGUAACAACAGGUGUAGCUUUCAGACGAACGAAUGUAAAUAGAAUUGGAUCCAUAAA